Bombyx mandarina (wild silkworm) is the source of this 1140-nucleotide messenger RNA. It is a transcript of the gene Kpc2, whose product is annotated as Kip1 ubiquitination-promoting complex subunit 2. Gene Ontology annotation, cellular component: ubiquitin ligase complex. Gene Ontology annotation, biological process: protein peptidyl-prolyl isomerization. Lineage: Eukaryota; Metazoa; Arthropoda; Insecta; Lepidoptera; Bombycidae. The record is from RefSeq and is a predicted model, not a curated record. Gene Ontology annotation, molecular function: protein binding; peptidyl-prolyl cis-trans isomerase activity.
AUGCUCGUACCCGAUACCGGUCUGAGUAACGAGAUCCUAGUCAAGGUCAUCAGUCCCGAAGGGCAGACGUACGUGGCGAACUUCCAAGAGAACACCCUUAUAGAAGAGGUGAAGUUGAAAGCCAUCGGUCAUUUCUAUCCCGACGGAGAAACCAGUUUGGGGCGAUACAAAAUAAUUCGCGUACUCGACGCUAAGACCCUACAUGAGUUCCUGACGCUUUUCCAAGAAGAAAUCACUACACAGGAGGAACUAAUGCUUGUUGAGAGGCGGAUACCGGACGCGGGAGCGCUGUGGGAUCUUGGGGCGGUCAGGGCGCCGCAACAGAGCACUAUAGCGGCAGUCACGGCCUCAUUACCGACCCCACAGAGCACGGUGAGGCAACCUAACCUACAAUCAUUGUUAUCGACAAACGAACUAUCCUUCGAGCUACGAAAGAUCCUGAUAUCCCUCAUCGAAGCCGGCGCAAGACUGGCGGCGGCCGGCCGUAAUUACGAGUCGUCUUUGGCUCAACUCUGCGCGGCUCUGGACCAGCCGAGGAGAGCUCAACAGACCCUGAUUCAAGUGAUUACUCCAGAAGAAAUAGCGGCCCGACUCAGCGAACAACAAUCGCGCGAAGAAGAACCCUCGACCUCUGAGAAAUCGAACGCGAACGACCUAUACGAGCGAGCCGGACAUUUGCAACGGUUUUUGGAGAAGUUUCGAGAAUGGAGGGUCAAGAUCGCCGAUCCUCCUACUCCGGAAGCGAUGGCCGCGUUGAUGGACCUGGGUUUUUCACACGAUGACGCAGAUAGAGCGUUGAGGAACACGGGGUGUAAUGUGGCCGCCGCUGCUUCUUGGCUGGUCGGGGAUAGGGGGUCAAGUGUCUUUGAGUUAGUAGACGGCCUGCCCGAUGGUCCUAUACUGCAAUCUUUACUAAAGCAGCCUCAGAUCCAACGAGGUCUGCUCAAUACGAGGAUGCUGAUAGCUUUCAUAGCCAUGGUCGGUCAAAGCGGAAGCGCGACGCUGUGGCUGAACUCUCCUCACGGGAGUCCGCUGCUGUCUCAAAUCUCGAGAACAUAUCAUUCCGAGAAGUACUGCUCGGCCGUGAAUCAGUUCUCGAACGAGAUGGAGCAGAUUAAUCCGUCGACUUCUAGAAUGUGA